CCCUUCUCUCUCUCUCUCCUUCCCAGCCACGGCUCCACUCCUCUCUCUCCUCUGGAAGACGCGGUGAUCAAUACAGGAAGGGCCAGGCCACUGAUACUAACCAGAGCCUCCCCAGCCAUUGACCUCACCGCACGUCACUGCCCCGACAGUCCUUUCAGGUUAGGCAGAGGUUCACUUGCACCUCCUCCAACCUCAUCUACUGUACCCGUUGUUCAAGAUGUUGACUCUUAUACAUCGGCGAGACCAAACACAGACUGGGCGAUCGUUUCGCAGAACACCUUCGCUCAGCCCAUGUGAACCAACCUGAUCUCCCAGUUGCUGGACACUUUAAUUCUCCUUCGACAUUCCUAGACCUUUCUGUCCUUGGUCUCCUCCAUUGUCAGAGUGAGACUAAACACAAAGAACAGCAUCUCAUAUUUCGCUUGGGCAGCUUACAGCCCAGUGGUAUGACUUUUGAUUUAUCUCACUUCAGGUAGCCCCGGCAUUCCCUCUGAAGAAGGGUUUUUCGGCCCGAAAAGUUGCCAAUCUCCUUCGCUCCACAGAUGCUGCUGCACCCACUAAGUUUCUCCAGCAUUUUUGUUUAACCUCUCUCUCUAUCCCUCCCCCACCAAAGUCACACUAGCUUUUCAUUUUCACCCUACAAACAGCUCACUUACGGUAAAUGGUAAAGAAAACGGCUUGUUUUCUUUACCAUCCUUACUUUUUUGCAUAUCUUUCAUUCAUUGUUCUUUAUCUCUCCACAUCACCAUUGAUAUCACUUGUUUCCCUUAUCCCUAACCAUUCUGAAGAAGGGUCUCGUCCUGAAACGUCACCCAUUCCUUCUCUCCAGAGAUGCUGCCUGUCCCGCUGAGUUACUCCAGCUUUUUGUUUCUAUCUUCGGUUUAAACUAGCACCUACAGUUCCUUCUUACACAUACCUCCUCUGGUAGCUCAUUCCAUAUACCUAACAGCCUCUGAGCGAAGAAAUUGCCCCUCUGGUUUCUAUUAAAUCUUUCCCCUCACACAAUUAUGACUUCUGAUUCUUCAUUCCACUACCCUGGGUAAAAGUGUGCAUUCAUCCUAUCUCUUCCCCUCAUGCCGUCUUUUCACAGCACAUUCACUGAGUGAUUUGAAUUUUAAAGUCCCACCCCGGCUGGUAUGGUGGAAACAGAACACCCAUCCCUACAUUAACAGAGGGUGUGGGUGUCAAUGCAAUGACCACACAGUGCAAGUGCACACCACUCUUCAUGCACAACCCACGCAUAAGUGUUCCUCAUCUCAUGGAGACUAGCAAAGACGUUUAUGGUGGAUUGGUGACGUGUCGGAAUUCCAAUGUUGCAGUGAUUGAGUACAGCUAACACCAUGCGGAAGAGGACCCCACAACUUGUAAUCAGUGGACCACAAGCAUCAAAUAGUGAUAUGCAAAGCCCGGUCUCCUCUGUUAUAAAUCCAAGGACUAGAUCACCGUCCCCAACAAGUAGACCUCAUACUCCAGAUUUAUACAACCCCUCUGAUUUUGCCGUGCAGCAGCUUGAUAUCAGUGAUGAAAGCGAAGGAGGAUCUGCCAUUACAUAUUACACUGGAAGGGAUACAGUUUCUAAGAGCCCUGGAAUCCGAUACAUCACUGAGAACCUGAUCAAAAAAUUGUCAAAACAAGAACAGUUGAGUUCUGUCCAGUCCCUCAAUCUUUGCCUAUCGAAAGCAGGAGGGAAGAAGUUUAAGUUUAUAGAAAAGCUAGAGAAAUGUGACCAUCUACUUGUCCUGAAUUUGAACAAUAAUGUUAUUGAGAAAAUAGAAAAACUGGACAAACAAUUGAAGCUACGUGAACUUAGUCUUUCAUACAAUCGAAUCCGUAAAAUUGAAGGUCUGGAGCACAUGGUAAACCUUCAGAAUCUGAUGCUUGCUGGAAAUUAUAUUGAACAAAUUCCUGCAUGGGUUGGAAAGAAGUUGCGAUCUCUUCGUGUCCUCAGCCUCAAACAGAACAAUAUUACAUUGCUUCAAGAUAUAUCCAAACUGAAAUCUUUGAAAGAGUUGACUUCACUAAUCCUGACAGAUAAUCCUUUAGCUAGUCUUCCACAUUAUCGACAGUAUGUCAUAUAUCACUUACGCUGUUUGAACUAUUUGGAUGGGCGGCCAAUAACUUUCCAGGAAAGACAAGAGGCUCACGAUCGAUUUCAUUUAGAGGAACUAGAGAAUCUUGAGAACGAACUUGAAAGGAAGAAGAAAGAGAUUCAAUUGUUAGAACAGAAGCAAUCCAAAACAAUGGAGAACGUCAAAAACCAAGAACAACUGAACAAGUCACUUCAGCUAGAACACCAACGACAGAAGAACAGCUGCAAUGAACUGGAGACGGAGGUGGAGACCAAGAAUGAGCUGCUUAAGCGGAAGACAGCAGAACUAACGCGGGCUUGUCAAAAGCAAUACCAGCUGGAGCAAGAAUUAGCAUUUUACAAGAUUGAUGCCAAGUUUGAACCGCUGCAUCACGUCCCAACUGAAAAUUUUGAUGUGGAUGAUAUUCUAAAUGAGAGUCCUUACAUUGGGAAGGCCAUGUACAAGAGAAACCAAUACAUCCAAGAAGCACAUAUCCUUGCCCCUGAGCAGCAUGGAAACAUUGGAAAAAUUCAAUUUGAUGCCGAUGAUGAACAAAAGAAUGAAUUAAGAGUAAAACUUAAUCAGGCACUGGAUGUCCAGCUGAAAGAUAAGGAAAAGAAAAUUCUGAAAGCUGAAGAGUCACUAAGACAACUGCAGGGUGAAAAAGAAAAGACACAACAGCAAGUUUUGAGAACGGUUGAAGAACUAAAAAAUCUGGAAGAGUUAACUGCACAGAAACAGAUUUCGGAACUUGAGAAAGAGCAGCUACAACAGCAGUUAGCUGAGAAGCUCCAGCUUAUUAACCAUUUGCGGAAAGAGACUGAGAAAGUGGAGCAGCAGAUGGAAAGACAAUGGAAAGAGAUGGAAAGAAAACAGCAUGAGAUUCUUGAUCUUGAAAGGGACUUGAAGUCUAUUGAUCCUAAAGAUCCAAAACAUGCACAUUUGAGAGCUCAGAUGGUGAGUAAAACCCAACAGCUUGACAUGAUGUCCAAGCAAUACAAGCAGUUGGAGAAACACCUAGAUGAAAUGCUUUCUAGGAUUGUGAAAGAAACUGAGAGCAUCAAAGAUCUGGAAGAGCAGCUGACUGAAGGCCAGAUAGCAGCUAAUGAAGCAUUGAAACGAGACCUGGAGGGUAUUAUUGCUGGAUUGCAGGAGUAUUUGGAGAGUGUAAAGGGACAGGCAAAGCAAGCUCGGGAGGAAUGCACAGAGUUGCAGAAGGAAAAGGGGACACUAUUGCAUCGACUGGCUGACCUGGAACAACAGAAGAAUCAACUAGAAAUAGUUGCCAUGGAUGCAGAUAACUUGAGAAAGGAACUGUCUGACAUGGAACGUUCUUUACAAGAACAGCAGGAAUUGAAUGAAUCCUUGCGCCAUGCUCAAGGUGACUUCAGUGAGUAUGAGGCUGAAUUAGAAUCUCAACUUCAAGCAAGGGACAUUGAAGCAAACCAACUAAGAGAGGAACUGGAUCGACUGCGGAAGCUCAGUCAAAUGGAACAAUCUGCCCUGCAAGCUGAAUUGGAAAAGGAAAAACAAGCAUUGGAGAAUGCUUUAGUACAGACUCAACUAGUGGCUGAAAAGGAGCAUGUAAACAAAAAGCUUGUUGCACAAGUAAAAAAUCUACAGAUUGAUAACUCCUUGUUGAAAGAACAGCUUAAGGAGUUACAGUCUCGCAUGAAUCAAGCAAGCAAGACCAUGAUUCACCCAGAUGAGGUGUCUGCUCGUAUCUCUGAACUUCGAAGAAAACUGGAUUCUGGUAUUUGGGAAAUCAGGCCUUAUAACCAAGGAGAUACUUUGGGGAGGAACCUUGCCGAAUUGCAGAAGCAGUUGAAUGAAAUUCUAAGGCGUUCACAACAAGAAAAAGAGGAAGUAUUAUGUCACUGCAGGAGAUUAGAGCAGGAAAUGAUGACAUUACAGGAAGAAUUGAAGAAUACUCAGGAGAAUUCCAAAAGCGCUUAUGAGAAAGCAGCAGAGACAUUGAUAAAGUCUGAGAAGCGGAUUGGCCAAGCUCAAGCACAGCAGCUGAAGAAUAAAAUUGCAAGUCUCCAGGAACAAUUGAGAAAUAUGCAAGAGUUACAGGCUCUUGCCGACAAGCAGCUCCAGGAGGCGGACGAAGACCGGGAUCAACUUUUACAAGAACUUGAAGAUAAAGAGAACAAAGGUAAAAUGGAGGAUGCAAGAACUCACUUAAAGUUGUGUAAUCUUGAGAAGGAAGUGAAAGACUUGAAGGCAACCAUGACUGCUUCUGACAAGAUGGAUUCCAAAGAGCUCUUCACGGCCAAGAACCGCAUGAGAGCUCUUCGGGGAACUGUUCAAAAACUCAAUCAAGAGAGGACAGAGGAAAUGGAAAUAGCAGAAAAGUUCCACGCUGAAUCAAUUCGGGCGGCUCGAGGUCUUGCCAAAGCAGAGGCUGAAAUUGAGCUGCUGCAAAGCCUACUAAAGGACAAAGAAAACCAGAUUCUGGAUGAAAUGCAGACUUUUGAAUUUGGAGCAAAAAGUGUGAAUACCCAGCAGCUGGAAAUUGAAAGACUAAGUCGAGCUCUAAAUCGACAACAAGCAGAAGUAAAGCGCCUCCAAGAUCAUCUGAAUCAUACAAGAGAGGGUAAUUUAACUGAAAUGGAAGACUUGAUGGAUGAAAUCUCUGCUCUCAGAAAUAUCCUAAGCAAUCAGAAUGAUUACAUUACCAGCAUAACGGAUCCAUUGAAAAGAAGAGGGUACUGGUACUUUGUGCCGUCUUCAACAAAACCAUCAAGCCUGAAGUCUCAAAACAGUCACACAAAAGAUUCUGGAUUCAGUUCUCUGCAUCAUGUUCCACCAUCUCCAAGUCAUGGAUCAAUUCCUAGAAGAGGAGGCAAGGAAGAGUAUACGUCAUCAGUUCCAGGAGGCUACUGGGUUUAUUCACCAAUAAGACGUACCUCACAAUGGACUCGUAUCCAUAGAGCAGGUGAUGAAGAAGAUAGUGGGACCGAAAGUGAUGAAAAUGGAACUCCUAAAGAAGCAUUUAUUGCCCCACCUGGAUCAGUUAUUUACACAAUGUACCCUGAUGCUACUCCUUUGCCGCAAGGGACUGUAGUAUAUGGACCUCCACCUGCACAACCAGCCAAUGUUACACCUGUCUGCCCAGGCACAAUUAUUUAUGGACCACCACCACCUGGUACACAAGUUGUUUAUGGACCUCCUCCUGUCAACUUUACCAUCCCUCUUAUUCCUGACGGUGUUCUUCACUGCAAUGUGCUGGAGCACCAUGAUCUGGAGAAUGAAGUCAGUAAACUAGAAGAUAUAGUAGCACAUUUAAGAUCUCGUAAAUCCAAGGAUCCAAAAACAACUGCUUCCGUAGAGCGUCAUCAUGAGCAGAUUGAACAACUUCGUCGUGACAUCCAAGACCUAUUGCAUGAGAGGGAAGAGUUGGAGCAAGAAGUUGAGGAACUGCACAAGGUGGUCCAUAAACGCAGCAAUCAAAAAGACUUUUUAGAUGGCCAUAUAGAUCUGCUUGUGAAUGAACUUGAAGUAGAAAAGUCCCUGAAGAGACAUGAUGAUGUCGUUGAUGAAAUUGAAUGUGUUGAAUUAACUCUCUCAAAGCGAAGGGCAGAGUUACGAGAAGCCGAUAGACUAUUAAUGGAGGCUGAGACGGAUCUCAAAAGUACGAGGGAAAAGACAAAAGAAAUGCUCCAACGAUAUGAUGAUUCCAGAAAACAUUUGGAAGACACUCAGAAAGAUGCAGAAGAGCUGGAGCAAAGGGCACAUGACACUGCAGUUAAAUUAGUUAAAGCUGAUGAGCAACUCAGACUAAUGAAGAAUGAUUUGAAAGACCUUGAACAACAUAAGGCAGAACAAGAGAGUAUGCUGAGAAAAGUUAACAAAGAAGUAUCUACAGGAAAUUUAGAAUUACAGACACUUGUACAGAAAAUGGAAAACAUGACUGAAAGCCUAGAAAAACUGCAAGCUGAAAUUAUUUUUGCAGAAACCAAAGCGAAACAGCACUUGGACAUGUUGAAAGAAGCAGCAAUGUUGUUAGAGGAGAAAAAGAGUGAAUUGGAAAGAUUGAAUAGCGAGGUUAAAGUGCUCCAGGAAGAGUUUGUGAUGUUGGACAGAUGUUCGGGCCAAAAGAAAGAAGAGCUUAACUUCCUGCAAAAUGAUAUUGACAAGAAGAAAGCAAGCCUUUCAGAGGUUCUUUUGGAUGGUGAGGCAGAGGUGGUCAAUAAACAGCGACAAAUUCGGGAACUGAAGGCAUUGCUUGAAGAGAUGAGUGCAAAGAAAGGAGAACUGAAUGCUCAAAUUACUGAGAAGAGUUCACACCUCUCCUUAUCAAAGCAAGAAGUGACAAAUGGGGAAGACAAGCUUCGAAGCAUCCAAGCGCAGAUAAAUAAGCAAAGGACAGAACUGAAGCAUGUUGUGGAAAUGGUGCAGUUAGAAAAUGAUCAACUCAUGGGGUUGAAAGAGCAGCAUGAUAAGAAAAUCAUGCAACUGGAGAGGACACACGCUACGCUGCAGAAGGAGAAGAGUGAACUGGAAAGCCUGCAGCUUAUCUCCCAGAGUCAGCAAGCAGAAAUAGAAAAUCUGAAACAAGGUUUUGAGAAGGAUCGGCAAGAAAUAGACCAGCUGAACUCAAAGAAAAAUUCCCUUCGGCACAAUAUUGAAUCUCUGGAUAAAGAGAAAAAACACAUUGGGGAGAAUUGCCUUGUGCUGGAGAAUAAACUUUCUCAAACAAAAAGAGCUGUUGAAGCCACGGAAGGUCUCAACAGAAAUGCUCUAUCUAAACUGCAGAAACUACAAACAGAGAUGAGUGAACUGAAUCAGGAAAUAAAUCAAAUUAAGAUCCAGAAGGACGAAUUAAAUAAGAAGACAGCAUAUACACAAAACUGUCUACAAGAGGAAAAGGCAGAACUGGAAAAGCUAAUUGAUAACUUCCGAAAUACUAAAGAUCAGCUGCAGUUAGCUGAACAGGAUCUUCAGAAUGUCACUAAAAAACAUGACAUGUUAAAAGCUGAGCAGCUGACUUUGAAAGAAAAUGUUAAUCAAAGCAAAAGUAAAUACCAAUUGUACCUGGAGAAUGGAAAAAAGAAAGCACAAGAGUUACUACGAAUUCAGCAACAAAUUGAGGAAAAACAGUGCGAACUCGCAGAACAGCAAAAGAUGUUGCAGUCUAUUAAAAAGGAUGUUAAAUGUGAGGAGACAAAAUUGGAGCAAUCUGCAACUAAAGUGAAGGACCAGAUCCAAGGUUUGGAGGCCGAAUUGUCAGACAAGAAAAAUGAACUGGACCAGGUAGUUGCGGAAGUGAACUUGAUGGAAGAACAAUCAAGAAAAAUACAACAUAAUGAGCAACAGUGCGUUGUUUUGGAGGGCCAAAUUGUCACCUUGAGGCAUCAGCUCUCUGAUCGGCAGCAACAGCACCAGGAGACAAUGAAUGAACUGUCAUUUCUUCAAAAAGAAAUUCAGUUCUCAAAAAACAAUGUAACCCAUCUUCAAGAGUGGAUUCAUUCAGAGAGGAAAAAGACAGAAAAGCAAGUUGCAGUCAUCACAGAAGAGUCCAAAGCUCAGAGAGCUCAGCUGGAGAAGGCUCUUAAUGAACAGAAAUACGUAAAUAACAGACUGCAGAAGGAAUUAUCUUCAGUAGACCAGGUUGCUCGUGAUAACCACACCCGAGCGGAAAGUGUCAUGAAUGAAUUGAGUGAGAUGAGAGAGAAAUAUUUUGAACUUAAACAACAGCUGAGAAGUCAGGAACAAAUGGAGCAACGUCAGAAAGAGAUAAAGGAAGCAAUAAGAAUACUUCGGUCCGAUGUUAAAGCAGAAAUUGGCAGUGGUUUGAAAGAUUUAGAUCCAUCUUAUGUGAAACCAGUGAAUGAUGUGGAUACCACUUUGGAAGAGGCAGAAACUCUUCUACAUGAAAAAGAAAGCCUUAAGGAGAAUUUCCCCUUUCCUGCCAAUGGGAGCAGGCACCCCACGUAUGAUGAGAAAUUAAGGACGAGCAAGUACAAUUUUAAGGACGAACAGUGGCGAGGAGAGGUGCUAAGAGAAAACCUACGACAACACGAAGAUCGUCUUAAGGCACAGAUUCGUCAAUGCAUGUCAGAACAGGCUGAAGUACUCGGUAUACGAAAGCAGCAGACAGAGGGUAAUCUGACAAGCCUGAGAAGGCGAGUUGAUGCCUUGGAUGAACUUGUUACCAGCAUGAAUGUAACUUCGUUUCAGCAACAUCAGCCCUCGUUGAAUGAUGGUCCAAAUAAGACUCCAGUCCACGGAAUAUUGAGGUCACCUUCCAGAAGACCAAGCGAAAAACCUUCACAGACAAGGAGUUCCCAUUUGCUUAUUACGGAACCACGAAUUUCUGAAAAAGAUCCAGAUGAUAGUUGGUAACUUUACAGUGAUCGUUGUUUCAUGAUAAAGAAUCUUCAAGUGUUGGAGGUGUCACUAACCACAAGUACUUCCAAGAAAACUGAUCUACCUCAGUUACUUCACUCCUGUGGAUCACCUUAUACAGGUUGUUGUGAUGUACACACUGUUGCCUUUUUACAAUGGUUGCUAUGAAAGUAUCCAGCAAGCAGUCCAAUGCAGGUAUUUGGGGAUACUGUUAUCUAUCUUAGUUGCUGUUGUAAGAUCUGGAUAUUUAAAUUUAACAAUAUUUUUAUACAGUUAUUGUACACAGUUCUGUGCUGUGAUUGCACAGUGAGUUCGUAUUUUGUAUUUAUAUAAAUCUUGUGCAUUUAUCUGUACAUUUUGUAUUUUAUCUUUUUGCAAUAAUAAAGAUUCAUUGAAAUA
Molecule: messenger RNA, 8822 nt
Organism: Leucoraja erinaceus (little skate)
Lineage: Eukaryota; Metazoa; Chordata; Chondrichthyes; Rajiformes; Rajidae
Gene: cntrl
Product: centriolin
Exons: 45
Coding region: 1341-8420 (2359 amino acids)
Molecular function (GO): protein binding
Source: RefSeq, a predicted model, not a curated record